AUGGCAGAUCUACGAGAACCUCAGGCCACCGGCGCAGGGCAUGGCAACACCACGACGCACACUGCCAGUGAUCCAGUAUCCUCGAGAUCAGUUCCACACCUGUCAUCGAGCCCUGCUGUUGAGAUGACCGAUCUAGACGCUUCGCGUAAGCCCCAGAGAAUACCUGGCGCCGGCUCGCAGGACGAUCUUAACAAUGUCGAAAUCCCCGCCAUAAACUCUUCCGCUUACACCACAAAUACACCGGACAUGGCUUCUCCUGAGGAGACGAGGCCCGACGACACAGCGGCGGCAAUGGCGAAACCUGCUGGUCCUCGUUCGUCCACGGAUGCGAACACAUCUGCCGACCCCUUAUCGACAUCGAAUAAUAAUACCCCGGCGUCGCCGGAGCCAGCAGAAGCUUCAGAUGCUCCCACUCCUCAAGAAGUGGCACGGCACGACUCGGCUGGCAUUGGUCCAUCGAUAGAAACAAUUCCUGCUGCUGUUACCACUAGCAGUGAUGCGGGACCGGUCCUGGUUAUCACUUUGCUGCUUACAUCGGGAGCACGGCAUCCAUAUAAAAUCGACGAGAAGUACCUGACGAAGAGGAAUGUCAGCGUUCCGGAUAUGACGGAGAGUGGAAGGAAAGAUCCGUUCAGUAUUAGCGUGUACACGCUGAAAGAAUUGAUACUGAGGGAGUGGAGGAGCGAGUGGGAGCCUCAACCCAGUAGUCCAAGCAGUAUACGAUUGAUAUAUUUUGGAAGACUAUUGGAUGAUAAGACCCCUUUAAAAGACUGUAGGUUCAACGCCGAUGCUACAAAUGUCGUUCACAUGACUGUACGCCCCCAAGAUAUGAUUGAUGAAGAAGAUGCUGCCAAAGCGAAGGGAAUGGGCCGUGACAGAAGCGACAAUGAGAGCACGACCGGUUGUCGGUGUGUCAUCCAAUAA
Molecule: messenger RNA, 924 nt
Organism: Venustampulla echinocandica
Lineage: Eukaryota; Fungi; Ascomycota; Leotiomycetes; Helotiales; Pleuroascaceae
Product: Ubiquitin-like protein
Exons: 2
Coding region: 1-924 (307 amino acids)
Molecular function (GO): protein binding
Source: RefSeq, a predicted model, not a curated record